This is a messenger RNA of Daphnia carinata, 3481 nucleotides long. It is a transcript of the gene Grip128, whose product is annotated as gamma-tubulin complex component 5-like. Gene Ontology annotation, molecular function: gamma-tubulin binding; microtubule minus-end binding. The record is from RefSeq and is a predicted model, not a curated record. Gene Ontology annotation, cellular component: gamma-tubulin complex; centrosome; spindle pole. Gene Ontology annotation, biological process: spindle assembly; meiotic cell cycle; cytoplasmic microtubule organization. The transcript has 5 exons. Lineage: Eukaryota; Metazoa; Arthropoda; Branchiopoda; Diplostraca; Daphniidae. Bases 80 to 2791 code for a protein of 903 amino acids.
UUGAAACGAAAUGAAAAUUCUGAAAUGUGUCGCUUAUAGCGUUACAUUAAACACUUUGUGGCAGUUGCUCAAGUAGACCAUGACUUAUAUGGAUAGGAACUGUGAGAUUCGUACUGCUUGCAAGAAAUUGCUAAAGCUGAUAACAAAUAAGGAAACAAGUGAAGAGAGCAAAUCUGUAAGUGAAAUCAUCUGCCAGCUAAAGCAAGAUUGUAACUAUACAACUGAACAAGACGUCAAGAGGUCCAUUGAAGGAAUUCAACACAAAUUGGAUAUUCAUGCAGAACAUAAGAAAAGCCGCCAUUUCAAACAACUAGUUACUAAAUACAUACAACUUACAGUACCUAAAGGAUUGACCCAUCCAACAUGGUCCAUUUUAUAUUUGCUCAUCAGAUUAGCAUAUCGGCCAACAGAACACAUUUACCUCACUCCAGAUGGGUGCAUUCUGCAAAACCUUAACAGCGAAACUGAAAAGUAUUCCAAUAAGCAAUUUCAACAUGGUAAAACCCAACUGGUGUCUAAUAAGGAUGUAACACAAUCAAUGCCUGAGACUGUAGCAGUCUCGUGUUAUUCCAUCACUUCAGAAAGUGAAGAGGAAAAUAUGCAAGUUACUAAUACCCAUGAAAUAUUUCAUCAAAAAUUAUGUGUGACUGCAAGCAUUAUUCCCACAUUUUCCAAGCAAAAGCAAUGUUCCAUCAAAAACCUUUCCUUGAAUGGUUUAUUUAAAAAAACACAUGACAAGGAUUCCACAUCAAAGAUUUGGAUUGAAUAUUAUGUACUGCAUGAAGUAUUAUGGACUCUUCAUAAAUCUUGUGGGAAUGAAAAGACCACCAUGAACUCUACAGAAAAUGGCAAUGAAAAUAAAGUGCUUACUGUUGCUGGUCUUCCAUCCUUUAGUGUGAAUUGUUUUUACCCUUUGGUGAAGGCAAUGAAAGAGAUCAACUUCUUUCUCACCAACACAGCACCCCAAGAGCAUACAUUAACUUAUCAGGCAUAUACAGUUGCACUCAGUGGUGUUAUAGCAGAGUUCAAUCAAUCAGUUGCGGAAUAUGAAAAGGGUGUUGCUCAGCAAAAAGCUACAAGUACUAUAAGUCAACUUUUGUUACGCCUAAAAUCGUGGACAUUCAAUAUCAGAGCGAUAGCUGCAAUGCACACAACAAUAAUGCAAAUGUCUUCGUCUAUGGCGGACAAUAAUACUCGCAUCACCCACCUGUUGUCAACUGUAUACGAUUCAGCCCAAAAAGCGCAAGUUACUAGCUACUCUACGCUUUACCCGGUUUUGCUAAAAAUCCUAUUUGCGUCGUUGGAACCUUUUUUUAACAUGGUUGAUCUGUGGCUAGAUCAAGGAGUAAUUGUGGACCCUUACCAGGAGUUUGGUAUUUUACGCAAUGAAGCCGUUUCACCUCAAGAUGAGCGUUUCUGGUCUGAAGUCUUUGUGUCUCGUACCACUCAACCGUUGAUUAGCUUUCUAAAGCCUUUAAUGGACGAUAUUUUGUUGGGAGGCCGUUCAGUUGAACUUCUAACCCAACUUAAAAGAAAGUCAAUGCAUGUGAGCGAUGAUUGUCGCUCAGGCACGCUGAUUCAAACCUUUAGAAACCGCUUCAGUAGGUUCGCAUCAGAUGACUUUGAAUGUGGAAAAGUAUUCCAUUCAUCAAAUGGCACGGUGACGACCAAAAAGUACCCUAAACAGGAAGUUAGGAAUCCGCUCUUGACCAAGGCUUUUGAAACUCUCCGUAAUCAUUCCAGCCAAAGCCAACAUUCUAAAGUUGAGCGGAGUAAAGUUGACGGGGUAUCUGUACCAUUGGAAUUCUAUCCCCUUUUACCUUUGCUGGAAAGAAGUCUACUGGAACCGUUGCGCAGUCGCCAGCGUCUGGUAUGUAGGGCACUUCUCGAUACCUUAUACGAAGACUGUUGCCUCAAAUUGCACAUCCUGACUAUUCGUCGUGUUCACUUGAUGCAAGCCGGAGACCUGAUGGGUCGCUUUUGCCUGCAACUUUUCCAAAAGCUCGAAACCGGUGAAAAGUGGGACAACGAAUCAAGCCUUACGUUAUCUCUGCUCAACUGCAUCUCGUCUCGAAUGGGCCAAUGUGGCUCGUACCUUUCUGUAACUAUUAAAAGAGGAAGCAUUCAACAUACACCAGCAAAUUUGGCGGAUGUACAAAUCAAUUACAAAGUUCCAUGGCCAGUCAACUUGGUUAUCACACAAGAUUCUAUAUCCCUCUACAAUAGCGUGCUCCGUUUUCUUAUGCAAAUUAAGCAAGGAAUGUUUUCUCUUCAACACUUAUCGUUCAAAGAUCUCAAUUGUAUGGACGUUGCAAACGUUAGCCAUCAAAGGCAACAGGAACUGUCAUCUGCUACCCGGCGUCAUAGGUUACAGCUACUGCGAGCUUGGCUGCUUCAUUUCGUUUCUAGUGUGGAUAACUACAUAAUGGAGUGUGUUCUGGAAUCAUCACACAUCCGACUGGAUAUGCAACUAGAAAACGCAGCUCAUCUUGGCCAAAUAAUCGACAGCCACCAUGAAUAUGUAACUUCUAUACAUAAACAAUGCCUGCAACAACCGUCGGGUGCCUUUUUGCGUGAUGCUAUUAACGAGGUGUUAUCCAUUUCACGUGAAGUAGUGAUUGCGUGGAAGAAUGGGCUCGAGCUGGAGAAGUUAAAUCAACUUGAAGAGAAUUACGUGAGGCAUCAUCAGUUUGUGGCAGCUGUCCUUGGCAGUGAUAGCGCCCAUUCCAUGCUUCCUCAUGUCGAAACCCUUGCAGCUGCCUUAAUCCAUAGUUGCCCUGCAACUCGGUAAACUAAACCAAUUUUGUGAUUCCACCUCUUUUUUUCCGCCUGAUGCCUUAUAGUUAUUAAUUUCGAGGCAUUUGAAAAGAAGUUUGUAUGAAACAAAGGCGAGUGAGCAAAUGUGGACUAAUCGCUGAAAUUCCCGAAGAAUAAAUACUUGUCAAUCUCAUUCACAUUUAUCGGUCUUUCAAAACAUGUGGGUGCCUUACGUUCAUAGUUGUAUCAGUAUUUAGUUGAAAAACUACUAAAUCAUUUUUCUCUGUUCGAAGCUCGGUGUUGCUAAACCAAUUUCAGUAUGACUCCCUAGUCCUUACAGCAAGUUUAUGGGGGUGCUGAUGUCAUAUUGUUUGUUUCUUACUCAACGUUUACAAAAUGGAAUUCCAUUUUCAACAUGAUAUCAAUAAAAAAAUGUAUCUGGGUAAGACAAGUUACAAAUUCAAUAACAGACAGAAAGCAUCAGUUAUGCACAGGAAAAUCCUUCUUCUCAUAAUCAAUUUUUUCCAAAUGGCAACAGCCUCAAAAAGGAUGAUGGGAUGAGCAUAUUCAAAGUUGACCUCUUCUGAGAUUAUCUAUCCAAAUAGAAGAUUGAUAUGGACCUUGCUCGCCUCCGAGUUCAGCUGGCAAAAUUUCUCGCGAUACAGCUUGAUGCAAGAUAGACAAGUUAUUUCCAUAGCUGAUGAUCUAGUUAAAAGUUUAAAAA